Molecule: messenger RNA, 3560 nt
Organism: Meriones unguiculatus (Mongolian gerbil)
Lineage: Eukaryota; Metazoa; Chordata; Mammalia; Rodentia; Muridae
Gene: Fli1
Product: Fli-1 proto-oncogene, ETS transcription factor
Exons: 10
Coding region: 820-2079 (419 amino acids)
Biological process (GO): cell differentiation; regulation of transcription by RNA polymerase II
Cellular component (GO): nucleus
Molecular function (GO): DNA-binding transcription factor activity, RNA polymerase II-specific; sequence-specific DNA binding
Source: RefSeq, a predicted model, not a curated record
GAGGCGUUUGGCUUUGGAUUUGGGGGGAAGGUGAUGGGGGAGUUGCAGACUGCAGGAAUCAGGGCGCUGACACUGGGCGUGGACCCCGUCAUUGUUCCUGGCCGGCUCUUAUCUCCCAGGAGCAAGUAUCCUGUGUGCGCAGUGCAUGAAUGUAUCUGGGCAUCUCGCGUAUAUUUAUAUAGCGAGUGAUGCGAAAAGCAGGGCUAGGCGAGGAGAGGAAGAGGGGGUGUGGGGGAGGGAAGACAAGAGAGAGCAGAGAAGAGAGAGGAGAGGGCGAGAGAGAGAGAGAGAGAGAGAGAGAGAGAGAGAGAGAGAGAGAGAGAGAGAUAGGACUUCCUCCCCGAUCGCAAAGUGAAGUCACUUCCCAAAAUUAGCUGAAAAAAAGUUUCAUCCGGUUAACUGUCUCUUUUUCGAUCCGCUACAACAACAAACGUGCACAGGGGAGCGAGGGCAAGGCGCUCGCAGGGGGCACUCAGAGAGGGCCCAGGGCGCCAGCGAGGCCGCGCCGGGCUAAUCUGAAGGGGCUGCGAGGUCAGGCUGUAACCGGGUCAAUGUGUGGAAUAUUGGGGGGCUCGGCUGCAGACUUGGCCAAAUGGACGGGACUAUUAAGUACUGCUGCAGCCCGGCGAUCUGCCGACUCCCGGCUGCUCUGCUGCUCGGCUGCUCGCAACCAAGAGGGGCCCGCCUCGCUGCUCUUCCUAGCCCGGUGGCUUCUCUGCGCCCCAGAUCUCAGACUCGGAGGCUCUGUCAGUGGUGAGUGACGACCAGUCCCUCUUUGAUUCAGCAUACGGAGCAGCAGCCCAUCUCCCCAAGGCAGACAUGACUGCUUCGGGCAGUCCUGACUACGGGCAGCCCCACAAAAUCAAUCCCUUGCCGCCACAGCAAGAGUGGAUCAACCAGCCAGUGAGGGUCAGCGUCAAGCGGGAGUAUGACCACAUGAAUGGGUCCAGGGAGUCUCCGGUGGACUGCAGUGUCAGCAAAUGCAACAAGCUGGUGGGCGGAGGUGAAACCAACCCCAUGAACUAUAAUAGCUACAUGGACGAGAAGAAUGGCCCCCCUCCUCCCAACAUGACCACCAACGAACGGAGAGUCAUUGUGCCUGCAGACCCCACACUGUGGACUCAGGAGCAUGUUCGACAAUGGCUGGAGUGGGCCAUAAAGGAAUACGGCUUGAUGGAGAUUGACACCUCCUUCUUCCAGAACAUGGAUGGCAAGGAACUGUGUAAAAUGAACAAGGAGGAUUUCCUCCGAGCCACCUCCCUCUACAACACAGAAGUGCUGCUGUCACACCUCAGUUACCUCAGGGAAAGUUCACUGCUGGCCUAUAACACAACCUCCCACACAGACCAGUCCUCACGAUUGAACGUCAAGGAAGACCCUUCUUAUGACUCUGCCAGGAGAGGAGGAUGGAGCAAUAACAUGAACUCUGGCCUCAACAAAAGUCCUCCCCUUGGAGGAGCACAGGCCAUGGGCAAGAACACUGAGCAACGACCCCAGCCAGAUCCUUAUCAGAUCCUGGGCCCAACCAGCAGCCGCCUUGCCAACCCUGGAAGUGGGCAGAUCCAACUGUGGCAGUUCCUCCUCGAGCUACUGUCUGACAGCGCCAAUGCCAGCUGUAUCACCUGGGAGGGGACCAAUGGGGAGUUCAAAAUGACGGACCCUGAUGAGGUGGCCAGGCGCUGGGGAGAGCGGAAGAGCAAACCCAACAUGAAUUACGAUAAGCUGAGCCGGGCCCUUCGAUAUUACUAUGAUAAAAACAUUAUGACCAAAGUGCAUGGCAAAAGGUAUGCCUACAAAUUUGACUUCCAUGGCAUUGCCCAGGCCCUGCAGCCACAUCCGACUGAGUCAUCCAUGUACAAGUAUCCUUCUGAUAUCUCCUACAUGCCUUCCUACCACGCCCAUCAACAGAAGGUGAACUUUGUCCCUCCCCACCCCUCCUCCAUGCCCGUCACUUCUUCCAGCUUCUUCGGAGCAGCAUCCCAAUACUGGACCUCCCCCACUGCUGGGAUCUACCCCAACCCCAGUGUCCCCCGCCAUCCUAACACCCAUGUGCCUUCACACUUAGGCAGCUACUACUAGAACUUAACAUCAGUGGCCUUCUGGCUGAAGCUCCAGCCCUUACUUUUUUUUUUUUUUUCCUGGAUAUUCUGGACUCUGAAGGACAUAAGUAGCCUUGAAGAGACAAGAAAACUGGAUGUUCUUUCUUUUGGAUAGAACCUUUGCAUUUGUUCUUUUAAGAAUGAUUAUUUUUAUGUUUAAAAACUUUUGCUUCCUCUACCUGAAAAAAAAAAAAAGAAAGAAAGAAAGAAAAGUAUCAUUCCAUGGGCCAGUACACCAGUUUGGAUUCUCACCCAGCUAUCAUCUAACGAGUUAGAUGUUUAGGUUACUGGAUCGGUUAUACCAUGGUUCUGAGAAAGAAGUAUACAUUUUAUAUAUAUAUAUUUUAUGACCAAAGUAGUUUCUUACCAGCACACGGGUCUCAUCAUUGUAGGAUUCCAUAGAAUAAUGAAUCAUGGACUUGACCAGGAAUGAUCUGGUUUAAGACAAUGAAAAUCAAGGCAGAAUGUUUAUGAUCUUAGGAGGACUGAAUUCAGCAGAUGGCAACUGGAACACUGGCCGUGAGGCCGGUCAAGUUUUUGCCCAACUGGAAUUUCUAAGAAAGAUGUGUGUGUAUGUGUGUAUUUAAGAAGCCAUGAGUAUUACAAAACCCCUCGCAAUGGGCAAUAUGAGCUUGCCUGACCAUUCCCUCCAGGAAUAGUCAGGAUAUGAACCAAGAAGGUUUAAUACAAACACAGACACUCGUGAAGGACAGAGGGUUAAAUAACUAUUUUUUUUUUUUAAUGACAGUGGGUCCCAGAACUUUGAAAAGUCAUAGGGAUUUCUAAACUCAGACAGAUUCGCAAGCGCUGUGCGUUUGUCAGACCACCAGACCGCGGUCAACCAAUCAGAAGGCAACUAACUGUAUAAAUUAUGCAGAGUUAUUUUCCUAUAUCUCACAGUAUUAAAAAAAAUAAGUAAUUAAAAAUUAAAGAGUAAAUAAACGAGUUGACCUCGGUCACAAAUGCAGUUUUACUAUCAAAUCGAUCAUUGUUAUUUUUUUAAAUAUAAUUUGUACAUCUUUUGUCAAUCUGUACAUUUGGGCUAUUUGUACUUUUUUAUAGCUGGGUUUUUUUUUAAUAAGCAUAAUGUGACUAUUGAUGAAAAGAAAACGGGGAGUUAAAAGUCCCUGAGUUCUUAGGAAGAAAAGCAGUGCUGCAGUUAUUUAACAAGCUUGCCCAAACAAGAGAAAAGAUCCAUCUAGAUCUACAGUGCUUUAGAAGUGUUUGUAAAUAACAGAGCUGCAAUAACCUGAUAAGAAAAAACACACUCUGCCUCGUGCACACGAGGGACUCUCCUGCUUUAUAUAUGCAAUAUAUUUUUAGAUGUGAAAAUAUAUAUAAUUUUUCAGGUAAUCGUGACUUUUAAAACUAUAUAAAGUGUUAGGCUGACAACUGUCCAAUGAAGACCACAUUGUAAAAUAAUUUGACCUUAAUAAAUUGUGCCUUCUUCUUCUCUCAGAA